ACGUUCUGUUCCGGGCUGGUGGUCGUUGAAGCUCAUCUUUUCCCUGCUUGUCUCCUGACUGCCCCGGGAGCAGUGCUUCUGUACCUGCUCUGCAUGGCCGGAAGCUACAGGCUGCUGAGCGCCUCAAUAUCCCAGCUGCUGCUGCGGGGCCAGGGCCGGGGAGCCGCACUCUUGUGGAGGGGAAGGAUAGGGCCGGAGAGCUGCGGGGGGCGGGCAGCGAAAGAGUGGGGCCCCGGGCUGGAGAGGAGCAGGCUGGAGAGGGCGUACUGCAGCGGCCAGGGUGUGUACAGCUCGUAUCCCGACGACCCCUACCUUCCUGUACCGGAGUAUGAUCCAAACCCUAUAGCAAAAAAGACAUCCAAGAUGUUCAUAGUGCGGGUUCGAGGGCUGCCCUGGUCUUGCACUGCGGAAGACGUGCUGAACUUUUUUGGUGAUUGCAAUGUACGUAAUGGAGCAGACGGGGUGCACUUCAUUUUUAACAGAGAUGGAAAACCCAGAGGCGAUGCAGUGAUUGAAUUUGAAUCUGCGGAGGACGUGCAGAAAGCUGUGGAGCAGCACAAGAAAUACAUGGGCCAGCGUUAUGUAGAAGUAUUUGAGAUGCAUCAGAAGGAGGCAGAGUCUCUGAUGAACAGGAUGCACUCUGCUCUGUCCCCCACAAGGCCAUCUCCUUUACCCCAGACAGCGCAGUCUUCUGUAGGACCUCCUGCGACCGAUGGAGUCGUGCGACUACGUGGCCUCCCGUACAGCUGCACUGAGCAGGACAUCCAUAACUUCUUUGCAGGGCUGGAUGUCGCAGACGAGGGCAUAACGUUUGUCUUGGAUCAGCGAGGAAGGAAAUCCGGCGAAGCCUUUGUCCAGUUUCUCACGCAGGAGCAGGCGGACCAGGCGCUUCUUAAACAUAAGCAAGAAAUAGGAAGCAGGUACAUUGAGAUCUUUCCAAGCCGAAGAAGUGAAAUUCAGACAGCACGGUUUCCGUUUAGAAGAAGGAAAGGCGUAACGUUUGCUCCCACCAUAAAGGAUCUGUAUGACCCAGACAAUGGUGUAAAUAACGCUAGUAAAGAUAUACUACAUGACGUGGCACCUGAGAACGAUCACAUAAAUGAUUACGUCAAGGACAUGUCUCCAAAAUCACUUGACGUUAAUGACUUCCCCAUUAUGUCUCCGGUCCACGAUAUCCAUAUUCGGGGUCUCCCCUUUCACGCUUCUGGGCAAGAUAUUGCAAAUUUUUUCCACCCAGUGAUGCCUUUGAAGAUCAACAUUGAGUACAGCGCAGAUGCCGGCGGUGCUACCGGGGAAGCGGUUGUGAGAUUUUUAACUCACGAGGAUGCUGUAGCUGCCAUGGCAAAAAACAGAUGCCAUACCCAACAUGGAUAUUUAGAACUUUUUCUGAAUUCAUCUCCAGACAGUAAAUGAAGUCCAAGCUGAAACCUCUGUUGUGCACAUCUGUAUUGAAACGGACAAAGCAAGGAUCUUCUCCACCUUCCCUGGACAUAAGACUGUGCGAUACCCUCUUAAGCAGCCAUUCAACAAAGUUUUUGAUUUGAUUUUAAACAGUCCUGUUAAUUAAUACCCACCUAUUUAUACACUAUUAUUAUAACUAAUACAGAUAAUUGGGUAGCAAGUUCUUCCACCGUUGUGGUUUCCAUGUCAAAUUAUUGAGGGGGGACAAAAAGGAACUUAUUUAUUUUCAUUAAAGUGCCUAAGUUAACACAGAAUGUGACUUGCAAAAUGCUAAUCAAUAAAUCCACGUGCAGAUGAACCCUUUAUAUAAAGAAGAAAAAAAAGGAAUUUAAGAUAAAGUAGAAGGUGGGAUUUAAAAAAAUUCUGGACCCUAAAAAAAAUAUUUAGAUACGGUUUUGUUAUUGUAGAGGACAGUUCGUUGUCAGUCUUCCAGAAUGUGUUCUAUAUCUUACCUAUUAAAAUUGUGGUGGGAUUUUUCCUGGUUCAUUCGAUUUGCCUCGAAUCCUUGAUUUGUUAAACUGAUUUGUGAUUAUAGUUUUUUUUUUUGUUUCGUUUAGGGGCAAAGGUAAAAUAAACAUUACACUUAUCACUGGC
Molecule: messenger RNA, 2055 nt
Organism: Spea bombifrons (plains spadefoot toad)
Lineage: Eukaryota; Metazoa; Chordata; Amphibia; Anura; Pelobatidae
Gene: GRSF1
Product: G-rich RNA sequence binding factor 1
Exons: 10
Coding region: 94-1413 (439 amino acids)
Biological process (GO): regulation of RNA splicing
Cellular component (GO): ribonucleoprotein complex; nucleoplasm
Molecular function (GO): RNA binding
Source: RefSeq, a predicted model, not a curated record